Molecule: messenger RNA, 266 nt
Organism: Entamoeba invadens IP1
Lineage: Eukaryota; Evosea; Mastigamoebida; Endamoebidae
Exons: 1
Source: RefSeq, a predicted model, not a curated record
AUGAGCAUUACAUCAGUACAAAUACUUGGGCAACUUGUGGCUAUGAGUUCUGACAACGGCAUCAGGGUUAUAAAAUACAGCGAACAGUUCUCAUACCCAAUCGCACACAUCUUUUUCUCAAUCGACCAUGUUUCACAAACACUUCUGUUUAAUGGACACCUUCUUUUUAUAACCAACUUCACUGAUCAAAACAACUCCCCUUUUAGGCUCUAUUAUUUCGAUCCAUUACUCGACUUUGAGAACGCAUCAAAAAUUGGAAGCAAGCA